UCGAUUCUGAGGUCUACCGCGUCAGGUUUUUAUUAAGUCACGAUAUCGAAAAAUUGCCGAAAAUCCCCUAUUAAUUAUUACAAGCUGUUCGUCACUCAUCACUUCUCUCAAAAAUAUAUUAAACCAACUUUCAGUUACUGAAAAUGAACUUACCAAAGCAUUUCUCCAUAUAUCUCAAUCAAUCAAACUAGAAGUAGUCAUACUACAUGAAUUGCUUAGUGCUCAAAUCGCAAUAUCAGAUCUCAUGUUUUUGGAAUCUUUGCUUAGUUUAAAUCGAGCAAAAGAUAAUCUAGAUAAACUAGGUAAACUUCUGAACUCUAAAAAAUAACGUUAAAUGUAACUGAUAAAAUAUUACCAAUAAAAUAUCAGUUUUACAAUGAUACAUGAGUGAAAUUCAUUAUUCAUUAACAUUUGCAUCACAAACGUACAACAGGACAGUUUUCCAAUCGGUCCGCUGAAUCCAUUACUUCUUUAGUUGAUGUCAUUCUGUGAUGAUAAUGAAGAUCGAAAUAAAACAUUAAUUUUCCGUUAUGGGUCGACGAUAGUGUCAGAUAGAAGGGACCUUGUUGAUGUAAAUAUUUUCAGAAUUCAUUAUUGGGAUUCGAAAUUUUUCGAUCCUGACAUUUCAGAUGAGAUAAGCUCACUAUGUUUAUAGCUCGAAGGUUUAUUGUGUAGCAUAUUUAUAAGACCACUAUUUAAUCAUAUUGUUUUCAAGAUUGUUGUAAUGAUCUAUUAAUUAGUUUAACUUACCAUAUUUGCAUAACAGUACCCUUGUGACUUCUACGAGAGUUUUACAAUAACCAGCCUUAUUUUCGACAUGUUGAACUUUGCCUUGGCAAUUCAAGGAGUUAGUCUCAAAUUAUUACUAACUAGGUAAUGUAUUACAGUCUGUAUAUUUGUGCUAGCUAAACUGCUUGUGUUCUGCUUACCAGUACUUCAGUUCUUAAUGAAAAAAAUAUUAGUUAUAAUUAAGUUAGCUGAGUGUUUCUAUGUAUAUUAUUAAUUAAAGAAGUAUUAAACUUAGAAUAAUUGGAAGAUUUCAUAAUAACGCUUUUGGAAAAGUACUGCUUGAUUAUUCUAUAAUGUUUCUGUUGGGUAUGAACGAUCCCCAAAUACAGCUUAUGAGGGAGGAAGUCAAUACUGAUUUAAGAUGGAUGUAUAGUCGACUUUCAACACAUUUCUGUUUCAUUACUUUAUGAACUUUAAAUGCAUGUUUACUGUGAUUUGUAUUUAGAGAUAACUUAGUUCAUAAAUUCUACUCAUUGUAACUGAUUAACAGUUGUAAUUUUAAUUCUACUACGAUCAUAAUCAACAAUGCUUCCAUUAUGAAACUGAACUCCUAACUCUAGUUAACGGGUCAGGGAAGAAGAGGAUAAAGUUAAUCUUGUUCACUGCAUUGAAACUGGAGUUGCGAAAUCUUGGGUUAGUACAAGAACGUGUCAGUUUUGGUUCAUCCAGUUUAUAUAUUGCUAAAGCUUCUAUAAUCUCCCUCAUUUUUAUUUUGGCUUCAGGAAAAGGUUCCUUAUUCGUUGUUGUUUUUAGUGCUUCUUUACUAAACAUUGAACUAUAUAGGUGAUGAUACAGUAGGACGGAUUGCUUCGUCUCGAAUAAAUAAUGCAGUUCGCUACCGAACCACUGGAAGCACGUACUUCCAGUCUAUUGUUUUAAUACACAAUGGUCCAUACAUAUUCCAUAAGGAUGCAGUUAGUGUAUGUAUUAUAUGCUGUCAAGUGAAUGGUUAAAUAGUAAACGUAAUGUUACCUUUCGAAUAAAUUCACUGAGGUAUGAAGUUUUUGAGGUCAAAUUUCCACAUAGUUAACCCAACGACUAAUUGAUUUUAACUGGCCAUAUUUUAAGUUUUGCCUUUACCUAACAAGACCUAGAUUCAAAAUGCCUGGAUGGCAAUUCUGUAGGAUCAUUUGAGUUAUGUUUUUUCACAGUUAUUUGCUUUGAUCAUUAUGCUUUCAUCAUCUCUUAGAUAGUGUCAGGAUGAAAUCAUAAACAAAUAGUCUACUAGCACUUUUCCGCAAGAAGUUUGCAAUCUGUGGUGAUGGUUUGUAAUGUGAUUACCUGUAAUUGCAUUAUCUUUGUCUUCACACAUUCCGGCUCGCCGUUUUAUUGGCUUUUAUCACUGCCUUUAUACAGUUUUUUAGUAUACUGAACAUUAUUUGUAUAUUUAUGUCUAAGAUUUUCGCAUCCUUUUAGUAAAAUUCAUAUCCACAAUUGUAAACCUGCAUCGUAUGUUAAAAGUUGUUGUGUAACUCUAGACUGUUGUUUUCAUUUCGUCCAAGUUAAUGGCUUAUCUACUUGGUUUGACGUAAUGUUUCUCAUUCCUAGUCUCAUCUCGAUUGUAGUUCAUUAUAUUAUUAUUAUUCUCAUAGUUUUCAUCACUGACUGAUCGCAGUUAAAUAGUUACUGAAAACUAAGAAGCACUGGACAGCUGUUCCCUCCUAAUCUGGGACUUCUCAACAAUGCUCAUUCACAACCGUACAGGGAGUCAGACAUGGUCUUCUAGCGAACACCUAAUCUCUAGACUAUAGAAUUGGCAUUCAGUGGUGUACAUGUUUAACUUCGAUCUACUCUCUGUAUUACACAAACACCGAUCAUUGCGUCCAAUGAUGACUUAUCACUUUUAACUUAAAAAAUAUUUACUGUUGACGAAAACCAGUUUUUUUUCUUGUUGUCCAGGGUAGUACUUCACCGUGUAAACAGGUACCACUUGUAGCAUGGCUUGAAUGCUUUUACGCACAUUUGCUUAGUAAAUAUACUUUAUACUGGUUUGAAAUCUUGGUUCGUUCUGCAUCCAAUGUUCACGAAAUUGAAGAAACGGCAAACUCAGAAAAUCUGAAUCUGGUUGCUAAUAUUACAAGAUUUCAACGAGAAUCUAAUGCACUAAAUAUCUCAUUAUUAUUCGAUACAACUUGUCAGUCAUUUCCAUUCCUUGGACAUGGUUAUGUUUUGAGAGGUUCUUUUGGUGAUGCACCAAAAGGAAUUGAAAGUAUUCCACCAAUUUUUAAUGCUCCGUUGGGUAGCUCAUUGUCUCCGGUUGAUAUUUACACAAUUGUUAUGCAAAUCAACAGUACUCUUCAUCUUAGUAGUGAUGAUAAAAUUGAUGUUAGUGAAGUUUUAAAGCAACCUCGUUAUGUAUAUGACGAGAAAUUGAAUCAUACAUAUUAUAUUAAAAAAUUAGAAUGUCGUGUAUUUUUAGCUCUGGUUUAUGAAGGUUUGAAAUCCCAUAAAGAUAAAUUAAUUAAUGAAUUUAUAUCAAUGCUUACAGAUACGAUUUGUUUACAUAAAGUAGUCAAUCUGCUGAAACAGCACCGACAACAGUUCUCUUCAUCAUCACCAUCUACUGAUCGAAGAAGUUUACGGUCAUUUUUUUUUCACUGAAUCUCCCUACCGUCCUUUUUUAUCAAUCUCUAAUCGUUCUAGUCAUAUGAUUUAUACUUUUCAUUAAUCGCUUAUUGCACAGAUGAAGAAUUUUUGAGUGUGACUUUUCUAAAAAAAGAAUAAUAAUUUGAAAUAAAGAAAUAUUAGUUGUAGUCUCUUAUUCAAUAUUUCUUUUGAGUGAAAUAACUGGUCAACUUUGUCUUUGAGAACUGAUAACAGUACAAAAUUGUGUUUUACGGUACUUAGUUUGUUUCUAGAGGAUUACACAAACAAGAUUUAAUUCGUAAUGUUUUAAUUGUGCUUAAUCAAGAUAUUCGCAGAGUACUGGAUUGUAUUUGAUCUGUAAUCUACGCAGUUAAAUAAACGAUUAAAAUUUUGGACUAGUAAUUCAGUGGUAUUAUACUUAGCGCGAGAUCUGAUACUAUCCCGUAUAGAAGUCGUAGACCAGGACAAAAUACCUGCUUAUUGAUUUUUAGCGUUCUUUUAGGUGAUACCAGUCUGUAAUAAUUUUAAAUUACUCGAAAUCCCAACAAAAAUAUCCUAGUAAACUUUAGAUCAAUAAGUGGUUUAUGGUAAAAUGUCAGUUAUGAGAACCGUAGUUUUUAAAAUGGUGGGUACUAUGGACAUAAACUUCAGAAAAGGUUACACACCGAAAUGUAUUGUAUCAAGAACGGUUUUAUUUUAUAUUUCUUAUCAUGUGGUAACCUUACAGUGACAUUCUUACUUAGUACAGUUGAUUUCGUAUUUGUAUUGGACUGAACACUUAUUUAAAUAUGUAGACGGAGC
Molecule: messenger RNA, 4176 nt
Organism: Schistosoma haematobium
Lineage: Eukaryota; Metazoa; Platyhelminthes; Trematoda; Strigeidida; Schistosomatidae
Exons: 6
Coding region: 3067-3390 (107 amino acids)
Biological process (GO): cellular response to glucose starvation; negative regulation of TORC1 signaling; protein localization to lysosome
Cellular component (GO): KICSTOR complex
Source: RefSeq, a predicted model, not a curated record